CUUUUACCUUCUGGAUCCGUCGAAAGAUCAUCUGAUAAACCUGGCCCGAAACUCGGCAUUGCAGCUGGUGCCAGCCAAUUAGGCGCACGAGCCGGAGAGGGAUUUAUGUGUCCCACUUAUCAAUCUAAUCUCUCCAUCAGCUUAACCCCUUCCCUCGGGACUGCUUCCUACCUACAGCUCUGAGGGCGCGUGUGAGCGAGUUUGCUCUCUUUUCUACCUACAGUCAUCUUGGUUGAGCGAUUGAACGCUCCAGUUACCACAAUGGCGGUAUCGUUGUCCAACUUCCUCCUUCCAAUAUCCCUGCUCCUCGCAGCAACCGUCCAUGCAGCAACGGUAACCUACGACUUUGAUGUGUCGUGGGUCUACGCGAACCCGGACGGUCUGCAGAACCGCCCUGUCAUUGGCAUUAACGGCCAAUGGCCCAUCCCUACCAUUAGGGUCACCAAGGGCGAUCGCCUCGUCGUCAAUGUGAAGAAUUCGCUCGGCAACCAGACGACGAGCUUGCAUUUUCAUGGUUUGUACAUGAACGGGACGAACCACAUGGACGGCGUGGACGCGGUCACACAGUGUGGAAUCGCACCCGGCAGCACGUUCACGCACAAUUUCACAGUCGACCAGCCAGGUACUUACUGGUACCAUAGCCAUGUCCGAGGACAGUAUCCUGACGGUCUCCGUGGCCCUCUCAUUGUUGAAGACCCGGACGACCCGCACAAGGAUCUCUACGAUGAGGAGAUUGUUCUCACCUUCUCGGACUGGUAUCACGGCAUGAUGACAGACCUUCUAAAGGGCUUCAUCAGCGUUGCGAAUCCCUCUGGGGCCGAGCCUGUUCCGGACUCAGCGCUCGUAAACGAGACGCAGAAUCUUACGGUGAAGAUCGAGCCAGGAAAGACUUACCUCUUCCGCAUGAUCAACAUGGGCGCCUUUGCUGCGCACUAUGUCUGGUUUGAAGACCACACGAUGCAGAUCGUCGAAGUCGACGGCGUCUACACUGAGCCAGCCGACGCAGACAUGCUAUACAUGACCGCCGCUCAGCGCGUCAGUGUCCUUAUCACCGCAAAGAACGACUCCAACUCCAACUUUGCAUUCGUCGGUAGUAUGGACCAGGAUCUUUUCGACGUGAUACCCGAGGGCUUGAAUCCGAAUGUAACGGGCUGGCUGGUGUAUGAUGACGCGAAGGAGAAGCCUCCGCCCAAGGAGGUGGACAGCUUUGAGCCGUUUGAUGACUUCACGCUUGUGCCAGAGGAUAAGGAGGAGCUGUAUGAUCAUGUCGAUCACACUGUUCAGUUGGAUCUCAAGAUGGAUAAUCUGAACGAUGGAGCGAAUUACGCUUUCUUCAACGACAUCACCUACGUCCACCCCAAAGUACCGACCCUCUACACCGUCCUCUCCACCGGGUCCAACGCCACCAACCCCGCCAUCUACGGCUCAAACACAAACCAAUUCGUCCUGAAAGCCAACGAAGUCGUCGAGAUCAUCCUCAACAACGACGACCCCGGAAAACACCCGUUCCAUCUCCACGGCCACGCCUUCCAACUCGUCCACCGCAGCGAAGACGAAGCCGGCUUCUACGACUCCAACGCCGCCCCCUCCUUCCCCGCGACCCCCAUGCGCCGCGACACCGUGCUUGUCCACCCCAACGGCAACAUCGUCCUGCGCUUCCGCUCCGACAACCCGGGCGUCUGGCUCUUCCACUGCCACAUCGAGUGGCACGUGGCCUCUGGUCUGGUCGCCACGAUCAUCGAGCGCCCACUCGACAUCCAGGCGCAGCUCGCCGGUAAGAUCCCGCAAGACCACCUGGACAACUGCAAGCUGGAUGGCGUGCCGACGGCGGGUAAUGCUGCGGGGAACACGGCGGAUUUGCUGGAUCUGACUGGCGAGAAUAGGAGUCCCGGGACGCUGCCGGCGGGCUUUACGGCGCGAGGCAUUGUGGCGUUGGUGUUUAGUUGUGUGGCGGCGUUCUUGGGUAUGGCGGUUAUUGGGUGGUAUGGGAUGGCGCCUAUUAAGGCGAAGACUGGUUAGGAAUGUCUAUGUGCAUGAUACCAUGGGAACAAGAGUGCUUUUUUAGCGCGUUGGGACUUACUUAUUGGAGAGAGAAAGUACCAUGUUCUUAGUUCUGAAUGACGAGAUACCUACUGACUUUCCUUACCGCAAUGCAAGUUUAAGGAGUAGCACAAGCUUUGUAUACAUCUGC
Trematosphaeria pertusa is the source of this 2191-nucleotide messenger RNA. RefSeq names its product multicopper oxidase. The record is from RefSeq and is a predicted model, not a curated record. The transcript is spliced from 5 exons. Gene Ontology annotation, cellular component: high-affinity iron permease complex. The coding region runs from base 262 to 2019 and encodes 585 amino acids. Gene Ontology annotation, molecular function: copper ion binding; ferroxidase activity. NCBI's taxonomy places the organism in Eukaryota, Fungi, Ascomycota, Dothideomycetes, Pleosporales, Trematosphaeriaceae. Gene Ontology annotation, biological process: reductive iron assimilation; cellular response to iron ion starvation.